Messenger RNA from Adineta ricciae, 714 nucleotides. The record is from the annotation of a GenBank genome assembly. Lineage: Eukaryota; Metazoa; Rotifera; Eurotatoria; Adinetida; Adinetidae.
AUGAAUUCGAAUAAUAACGAGCAUCAAUGGCAGAAUUGGGAUAUUCGAACUGCUUAUAAACCCAUGCAAUGGCGAUCGUUGGUGUCCGCACCAAUAUGUGCACUAUGUAAGAAAGCUGUCUAUCCGGCAGAAGAACUGAAUGCAGCUGGUCAAAAGUUUCAUAAACUUUGUCUCAAGUGCACGGCAUGCAGUACAUUACUCAAUCCUGGUAAUCUCAAUGAACAUGAAAAAAAGAUUUAUUGUGUUCCAUGCCAUCGUCGACAAUUUGGUCCUCGGGGAGUUGGCCGUGGUCUGGCGACUUCUUCGUCAUUCAAUGCUAAUACACCACCAGCUAGUCCUCGAAUGAAUCAUGGCAAUCAACGAAAAAUAUCAACGGGAUCAUCACCAUCUCGUACAUCAUCGGAUGAUGAAUCACGUUGUACUUCCAGUGUAUCAUCUAUUAACGAAGUACCUAUUCGACAAGUAUCACCGGCAAUGAAUGGUACAACAUUCAAAAUGAUGAAUAUUUCACAGAACAUCUGUCCACGUUGUUCCAAAACUGUCUAUUCAGCUGAAGAAGUCAAAGCUGCUGGCAAAUCAUUUCAUAAACGAUGUUAUACUUGUGCACACUGUAAGAGAAGUAUCAGUGGUGGUCGAUACUGUGAACAUGAUGGAGAACUAUAUGACAACAAUUGUUAUCAACGUUUGUUUGGACCGAACGGCGUAUCGUUAUGA